AUGCACGAAGUUACAGUGCCAGAGCAGUUACUCGAGCCAGUACGUGUUUCACAGUGCUCUUUCGCAAAUGAAGAAAAACAACCCAAACCGAAAGUUCUCUUUAACGAGCUCUAAGAAAUUCGACAUAAAUCUAGUGACUACCCUCAUAGAGUUGCAAAAUAUCCAGAAAACAGAAAUCGAAACAGAUACAGAGAUGUUAGUCCGUAUGAUCAUAGUCGUGUAAAACUGCAGAACACCGAGAAUGACUAUAUCAAUGCCAGCCUAGUGGUCAUAGAAGAAGCUCAGAGAUACUAUAUUUUAACACAGGGUCCACUACCUAAUACAUGUUGUCAUUUUUGGCUAAUGGUGUGGCAACAACAAACCAAAGCGGUUGUCAUGCUGAACAGAAUUGUUGAAAAAGAAUCGGUGAAGUGUGCACAAUACUGGCCAACAAAAGAAGAGGAGGUUAUGACAUUCAGUGAAACAGGUUUCCGUGUGAGGCUAGUAUCUGAGGACGUCAAAUCCUAUUACACAGUACAUCUACUGCAAUUAGAAAAUAUCAAUAGUGGUGAGUCCAGGAUGAUCUUUCAUUUUCAUUAUACUACGUGGCCAGAUUUUGGAGUUCCUGAAUCCCCAGCUUCAUUCCUGAACUUCCUGUUUAAAGUCAGAGAGUCUGGUUCACUAAGUCCUGAACACGGACCUGCAGUAGUUCACUGCAGUGCGGGGAUAGGACGUUCCGGCACGUUUUCAUUAGUAGAUACUUGUCUUGUUCUGAUGGAGAAAAAAGACCCAUUUUCGGUAGAUAUUAAGAAGGUAUUGCUGGAUAUGAGAAAAUAUCGAAUGGGACUUAUUCAGACUCCUGAUCAACUAAGAUUUUCAUAUAUGGCUGUAAUAGAAGGAACAAAAUUUAUAAUGGGGGAUUCAACUAUACAGAAACGGUGGAAGGAGCUCUCCAAGGAGGACCAAGCACCAAGUUCUGAGCAGUCUCCUCCACACCCAACCAAAAUAACCACAGAGAAGUACAAUGGGAACAGCAUAGGCCUGGAGAAUAGAGAUCAAAUGGAGAAAAUAAAUACUGACCUGUCCCCUAAAGUUCAAGAUAUUACAGAUGGAAACAUUGAAAGUACUGUCCGAAAACGACUGCGAGAGGAUAGAAAAGCUAACACAGCACAGAAGCUGCAGCAGAUGAAGCAGAAGCUAAAUGAGACUGAAAGAAAAAGAAAAAGGCCGAGACUGACUGACACCUAAGCCUUCAAGACUUGCGAAUAUUCUGCAGCUAUAAACUGCAAAUUAUUGCCAUGCAAAGCGAGACAUGAACCCCUCUUCGGGAGCAAAAAGUGAGGUCUGUUAAGUACCAAGAAGACCUCAGUUAUCUGUUUACAGCGUAAACUGCAUCGAGGGGAUGAAGACCACCAGCAGCGUGCUACUUUGCAAAACAAAAUAAUUUGCCAUCUUGUGUUUUUAUAAUGCCUGUAUUAAUGUAGAAAGAUGUAAAAGAAAUAAAUUAGGAAAUAUUUUGUUUUGUACUGCCAUUCUUACUGUAUUUUUAUACUUUUUGGCAGCAUUAAAUAUUUUUUUAAAUUGA
Nipponia nippon (crested ibis) is the source of this 1564-nucleotide messenger RNA. The record is from RefSeq and is a predicted model, not a curated record. NCBI's taxonomy places the organism in Eukaryota, Metazoa, Chordata, Aves, Pelecaniformes, Threskiornithidae.